Molecule: messenger RNA, 594 nt
Organism: Gastrolobium bilobum
Lineage: Eukaryota; Viridiplantae; Streptophyta; Magnoliopsida; Fabales; Fabaceae
Product: agamous-like MADS-box protein AGL12
Exons: 7
Coding region: 1-594 (197 amino acids)
Biological process (GO): positive regulation of transcription by RNA polymerase II
Cellular component (GO): nucleus
Molecular function (GO): DNA-binding transcription factor activity, RNA polymerase II-specific; RNA polymerase II cis-regulatory region sequence-specific DNA binding; protein dimerization activity
Source: RefSeq, a predicted model, not a curated record
AUGGCUCGCGGAAGGGUUCAGCUGAAGCGUAUUGAGAACUCAGUGCACAGACAAGUUACCUUCUGCAAGCGUCGAGCAGGGCUUCUUAAGAAGGCUAAGGAGCUCUCUGUGCUGUGCGAUGCUGAAAUUGGCCUUGUCAUUUUCUCCGCUCAUGGAAAGCUCUAUGAACUCGCCACCAAAGGAACCAUGCAAGGGCUUAUAGAGAGGUACAUGAAGUUCACACGACCUGAAGCGGUCCCCGAAGCACUUCCUCUGGAUGCUAAAGAGGAAACCCAUAUCCUAAAACAAGAAAUCGAAACAUUGCAAAAGGGUAUCAGGUACUUGCUUGGAGGAGGAAUUGGGACAAUGACAAUUGAUGAGUUACAAGUGGUAGAGAAGAAUCUCGAAAUUUGGAUUUAUCAGAUUCGUUCAAUGAAGAUGAACAUCAUGUUACAAGAAAUUCAAGCUUUGAGAGAUAAGGAGGGGACACUUAAAGCGGCAAAUAAAUAUCUCCAGGAUAAGAUUGUGGAGAAUACUGCAGUGACUAACUUUGAUCCUUUUGGUACUGAUUUUUCGUACCCACUAAUUAUACAAGAUGGAAUUUUUCAGCUCUAG